AAUGGGGUGCCGCGUAGCAAAGCCGAAAAGAAAAACACAUUAUAAUUUCCUACAUAAAAAUCACUCUUCACUCUUGUAUCAGUUCGCCAUUCUGCACACAACAAUCUCUACUCCAGAAACCCUAAAAUGGAGAUUAAUCGAACUCCACGAAAACAACGACUUCUCGGUGUCAUCGUAGAUAAAGAUGAGAUCAAUAUCGUUUAUUCUCCAUGCCCUGCAUCAUCCUAUUUUGAUCUCCUGAAUUCUGCUUACACAGGGAAACUAGAUCGUUUCAAGAUGAAAGCUUCAUUUUACGAUAGUAGAAAGGAAGGAUUAGCAAUUGCGAUCCCACGUCUUGUGGAUGGAGAUGGAAGAGGAUCUCUUGCUUUUGCUGCUGCUGGAGGAAGAGUGGAUGUUUGUAGAUACUUGCUUGAAGAGUUGAAUCUUGACGUUGAUGUGGAAGACUAUCAUGGUGUAACUCCCUUAUGUUACGGAGCUGUUAAAGGGCAUCUUAACACUGUAGAGUAUCUUCUUGAGAAGGGUGCCAAUCCUGAUGGAUCAAAUGAUCCAAAUAGUACAACUAAUACUCCUUUGCAUCAUGCUGUACUGGGAGGAGAUAGAAAGAUACAGACAUUGCUACUUUCAAAAGGUAUUCACAUCAAUGCUGCUACUACAUCUGGCACAGCCCUAUCAUAUGCUGUUGUUCUUGGCCAGUUUGAUGCUGUUAAAGUGUUGUUGGAUCACCAUGCAGAUCCUAAUGUAGUGAUGUCGGGUGCAGCUACACCGCUAGCGUCAGCUAUUGUUAACAAUUCCCUGCGAAUCAUGGACCUUUUACUACAGGCAGGUGCUGAUCCAAAUGCCGAAUCACGUGGAAUUGCCCCUCUGCUAUAUGCAGUAGAUCAUGGGCGAACACGAUGUAUCAUGCGCUUACUAGAGGCUGGUGCUGAUCCAAAUGUUACAGAUAAUGAAGGGAUGACUGCAGUAGAAAUUGCUGCUAAAGAGGGUAAUAGCGAAAUUGUUGAGAUUCUAUUUCCUGUGACUUCUUGCAUUCCAACAUAUCCGAAUUGGACCAUUGGUGGACAUAUGGAGCAUGUGCAUUCUGAAGCUGCCAAAAAGAAGAAGAAGAAACCUGAAGGUUAUGAGACAUUUCUUCAAGCAAAAAUGAAAGGCGCAGAAGCAUUUCAGGAAAAGCAGUAUUCUUUGGCAGCGACCUGGUACUCAAAGGCAUUGGAAGUUGCUCCAACAGAUGCAAGUCUACUAUCCAAUAGGAGUGCUUGUUAUGCACGUAUGCAAGAUGGACCUGAAGCAUUAAGGGAUGCAACUGAAUGCAUAUCUUUAAGGCCUGGUUGGCCAAAGGCAUACUACAGGGAAGGCGUAGCGCUCAACAUUCUGAAAAGGUACAGCGAAGCAGCAGAUGCAUUUUUUACUGGUUUGACGCUGGAUCCUGGAAACAAAGAUCUUGCUGAUGCAUUCAGGGGUGCUAAUGAAGCUAGGUUGAAGUCCAUCCUACAACCAUAGGCAGAAGAAGAUGGUAAUGAUUGUAGACCGACAAUAUUAUCUGGACGGUUCUUUACCUUACAAUAAUUAGUACUUUCUUGUUCCACUUGGAAUUUUUGUUGAUGAGGGGAACUCUUUUAACCUCUUACGCCACAAGUAGCCGUGUAAAUAAGUUUCAGUUAUCUUACUUCCCACUUGGAAUAUUGUUAGUUGCUUUAUUUUUUUCAGUCUUUGAUUCGGGUUCUCUUCUUAGAUUCGAAAGUUCCAGCUUUCCUCUAGGAUUAUUUGGGUUUCCAUGGGGUUUAUGUCCAUCUUUUGCUUUGUGGUGUUGUGUUCUUCUCCAUCUUUGUUUGCCUUCCUUUUCAUCAUCAUUCUCAGUCAAGGCCUUGUAUAAAAUCUAUCCUAACUCUUUUAGAGCGGUUUCAAUGGUGGUUGUCCGGUGUGGGGUUUGGAGAUGGCGGUGUAGAUGGUGGUGGAGUCUCAGAGUUGCAGCUCCAUUCAAGUAAAGACUCGGUGUUCUUCUGGCCGGCUUCAAUCAUUUGGGUGCUGUUUAGUGAUGUUCUUGAUCUAUUUUUUUUUUUUCUUUUCUCAAUCAAUGCUCUCUUGGAAUCACUGAUUUCAUCCAUCAAUGGUACUUGUUUAGUUGAUGAAAACAGUAGCGGCGGAUUUCUUGCUGAUGUUUGAUUGUAAAAGUUGAAUGGUUAGAUUCAUAAAUUCUUAC
Molecule: messenger RNA, 2197 nt
Organism: Papaver somniferum (opium poppy)
Lineage: Eukaryota; Viridiplantae; Streptophyta; Magnoliopsida; Ranunculales; Papaveraceae
Product: ankyrin repeat and SOCS box protein 14-like
Exons: 13
Coding region: 127-1497 (456 amino acids)
Molecular function (GO): protein binding
Source: RefSeq, a predicted model, not a curated record